Messenger RNA from Dovyalis caffra, 612 nucleotides. NCBI's taxonomy places the organism in Eukaryota, Viridiplantae, Streptophyta, Magnoliopsida, Malpighiales, Salicaceae. The record is from the annotation of a GenBank genome assembly.
AUGGAAGUUGAGGUAAAAUUUCGGAUUCCAGACUCAAACUCCCACCAAAAACUUUCUACCAUCCUCUCUCCUUUCCACACCAAAACCUUGAUCCAAGAAAACAUCUUCUUUGACACCACAAACUCCAAACUCUCCUCAAACCUCGCAGCUCUCCGUCUCCGUUUCUACAAUCUUGAUUCCUAUUGCAUCCUCUCUCUCAAAGCCAAACCUAUCCUGUCAAAUGGCAUAAGCCGCGUUGAAGAGCAAGAAGAGCCCGUUGACCCCAUGAUUGCCCGCAUGUGCGUUGCCGAGCCCUGGAAGUUAAUAGGGUUGCUGGAGAGUUCAAAGAUAAUACAGAGAGUCAGAAGGGAGUUUGGGGUUGGAGAAAACGCGGGUCUUGUUUGUUUGGGUGGGUUUAAGAAUGUGAGGCAAGUGUUUGACUGGAAAGGCUUGAAAAUUGAGCUUGAUGAGACAAUUUAUGAUUUUGGAACUAGUUAUGAGAUUGAGUGUGAGAGUAAAGAGCCUGAGAAAGAUAAGGAGUCGAUUGAAGGGUUAUUAAAGGAUAAUGGGAUUGAGUUUUCCUACUCAAAAUCUAACAAGUUUGCAGUUUUUCGAUCUGGGAAAUUGCCCUAA